GGGCCUCCGGAGCCGACGCGGGGCCCUUACCUCUCGGAGACCCUGCCUUCUCAGCCGUAAAGUGGGGGCGACGCCGGGUUCGCGGCGGGCCGCGGGGGCGCUCUGGCAGGGCGUCUGGAGCCCGGCCCUGUGGGGUGAGGGGCGGCCGGCCGGUGCCCUCAGGCCCGCCCCACCCAGUCCCGCCGUGGACCUGGUGGAAGGACAUUCAGGGUCAAGGGGACCGGCCAUCAGCGCUUUACUGUCGUCCCUGACUGCGGUACAGGCCAAAACCCAGAGCCCUUGAUUCGUGUCCCUUCUUCUGAAAAGAGAGGGAGAAAGCCCUCUUUAAACACAAUCCUUCUUGUUUUUAAACACAGACGUAAGGAGUAACAAGGAAUUCUUGUGAGCUACCAAGGGCAGUGAUCAGGAGACUCCCCAGAGGAUGGUUUUAGGCAGUGAGGGGUCCCUGGCCAGUCAUAACUGGGCGUUUGCCCUGAAUCAGUUCUGACGGAGGACGACAGACUGCCGGCUUCACAAGCGGCCCCAGCAUGGUGCUCAAGGCCUUCUUCCCCACGUGCUGCACCUCGGCGGACAGCGGCCUCCUGGUGGGACGGUGGGUCCCGGAGCAGAGCAGUGCUGUGGUUCUGGCUGUGGUGCACUUUCCCUUCAUCCCCGUCCAGGUCAAGGAGCUCCUGGCCCAGGUACAGCAGGCCAGCCAGGUGAGCGUGGCCGUGCUGGGCACCUGGUGCCACCGCCGGCAGGAGACGGAGGAGAGCCUGGGCCACUUCCUGGAGGGCCUGGGUGCCCUCUUCUCCCACGAGCCCUGGCUGCAGCUGUGUCGAGAGAGGGGCAGCAAGUCCUGGAGCUGCAAGGCCACCCGGCGGCAGGGGCCCGCACCUCUCGCCCCCGUCUGCGAGGACCAGGUCAUGCUCGUCUUCUACGACCAGCGCAAGGUGCUGCUGUCACGGCUGCACCCGCCCGCGGCCCUGCCUGAGCGCCAGGCCGGGGAUGCCACAGCCAGCGCGGGCGGCCUAGCUGCCGUCUUUGACACAGUGGCGCGGAGUGAGGUGCUCUUCCAAAGUGACCGGUUCGAUGAGGGCCCCGUGCGGCUGACGCACUGGCAAUCGGAGGGUGUGGAGGCCAGCAUCCUUGUGGAGCUGGCCAAGCGCGCAGCGGGGCCCAUCUGCCUGCUGCUGGCCUGUCUGCUGUCACUGAUCUCCGCUGCCAGCGCCUGUCGGGUGUUGCGGCCGUGGCCGCUGUCCUUCAUCUGGAGCAAGCUGUCCACCUGCGAGCAGCUCAGGCACCGGCUGGACCAGCUCACGCUCGUCGUCAGCACCCACAGGGCCGGGGGCCCCACCCAGCUGAUGAGGAAGGCCAACACUCUGGUCUCCGUGCUGCUCGACAUGGCCCUGGGCCUCCUGCUGCUGUCCUGGCUGCACAGGAAGGACCGCUUCGCUCAGCUGGCUGAGGCACUCGUCCCCGUGGCCGACCGUGUGGCCGAGGAGCUCCAGCAUCUGCUGCAGUGGUUGAUGGGCGCGCCCGCCGGGCUCAAGAUGAACCGGGCGCUGGACCAGGUGCUGGGCCGCUUCUUCCUGUACCACAUCCACCUGUGGAUCAGCUACAUCCACCUCAUGUCCCCCUUCAUCGAGCACAUCCUGUGGCACUUGGGUCUCUCGGCCUGCCUGGGCUUGACAGUCGCCCUGUCCAUCCUGUCGGACAUCGUCUCCCUUCUCACCUUCCACAUCUACUGCUUCUACGUCUACGGCGCCAGGCUCUACUGCCUGAAGAUCCACGGCCUGUCCUCGCUGUGGCGCCUGUUCCGAGGGAAGAAAUGGAACGUCCUGCGCCAGCGUGUGGACUCCUGCUCCUACGACCUGGACCAGGUACCAGCUCCGUCCAGCCAGCCUUCGGCCUGCGCCGGCCCGUGCAGUGGCUCGGGCAUCACAAGGGGCAGCCUCGCUCCUGCUCCGCAGGCCCCGGGGGUGCAGGGAGCUGCAAGGGGCAGGGUGUACACGGGGCCACAACGGGGCAGAACUCGCCGCAGGCAGGGACAGACCCUGGUCCGGGAGGCUUCAGGGCAGCAGGCGCUGGAGCUGUUCAUCGGGACCUUGCUCUUCACCAUCCUGAUUUUCCUACUGCCCACCACAGCCCUGUACUACCUGGUGUUCACCCUGCUCCGGCUCCUGGUGGUCACUGUGCAGGGCCUGGUCCAUCUGCUCGUGGACCUCAUCAACUCGCUGCCGCUGUACUCGCUUGGCCUGCGGCUGUGCCGGCCCUACAGGCUUGCGGCCGGCGUGAAAUUCCGGGUCCUGGAGCGUGAGGCCGGCCGGCCCCUGCGCCUCCUGAUGCAGAUAAACCCCCUGCCCUUCGGCCAUGUGGUGCGCAUCUACCGCCUCCCCAGCUGUGGCUGCCACCCCAAGCACUCCUGGGGCUCCCUGUGCCGCAAGCUGUUCUUCGGAGAGCUCAUCUACCCCUGGAGGCAGAGAGGGGACAAGCAGGACUGAGGGCCCGGCCCCUGGCCCGCCUCGCACCGCCAUCUGCCAGGUGUCAGGGCGGCACACACCUCUUGCUGCCCCUGGUUGUCGGGGCCUCUCCAGGCCCUGCCCAUCGCAUCUCCGCCCGACUCCGGUCCUGGGGGUGAUGAGGGGAAUGCGUGUGGUCAGCCAGGCCAGCGCCCAGCUUCAGCACCAUCAGUUCUGCCUCAGGGACCCCUGCUGACCUGUUGUGACGGCACGGUUCACCUGGUCCCACCGGCCCCUGGGCCUGCCCCAGACCCGGACGGGUGUGCAGAGCCCUGCCUCUGCCCACUUUGCCCGUUCCCAGUGGGAUGGGCCAACAGGUCUUCCUGGCUGCUCCCCUGCACCCCACCCUGUCAUGGGUAGGGGGGCUCUUCCCAGGGUGCACUCAAGUAACCUUGAGACUCUGGCCCCCAAGGGUCUCCUUCCCUGGGGGCUGCCCCCUGGGAUCCCCAGUGCCUUCCAGCUUGUCUCAGUGAGGGAAGCCAGCCAGUCUGGGGCUCCAAGCCGCUGCCAACCCCCAGCCCGGUCCAGUGGUUCCAGGAAGCUGGGCAGCAGCACCUGUGGCACCAAGUCACACCUACAGCAGGAGCUGCCCACGGACCUCUGGGUGUCUCUCAGUGAAGCCAGGCCACAGGGGGUGCCCCUGCUGGCAGCAGGGACCCGGCCACCUGGCUGCCCGUUCCCACCCUGCUCCCUGCAGGAACAGGCUUGUUGGCUAUAUCUUCCAUCCUGACACUGGCCUGUGGCAGGGGCAGGCAGCCCCCAGGCAGGGGUCCCAGCGCUGGUCUGUACCUGCCUGGCAGCCACAGGCAGGAUCUGGGUGUGAGUGUGAGCCCAGAGUCCUGGGGGUGGGAGGCCUCAAGAGGCGGUGGCGUCAUGUACAGCCUGUCAUCGUGAAGGCGGAGAUGUGUGUGCAACAGGCGGUGGGGCUGUGCCCCCAUCCACCCAGGCACUCGGGACUGCCCACCUGACAACCACACUCCCCCUCUGGGGGCUAUAGUGGGGAGGUCUGGGCGCAUCCCCACAGCCCAGGGUCAGGAGGGUGGGUCCUGGCUCUGUCUUUUCUGCUGGGACAAUAAAGCCUCCAAUGUGCUUGGA
Molecule: messenger RNA, 3596 nt
Organism: Capra hircus (goat)
Lineage: Eukaryota; Metazoa; Chordata; Mammalia; Artiodactyla; Bovidae
Gene: PIGQ
Product: phosphatidylinositol glycan anchor biosynthesis class Q
Exons: 11
Coding region: 528-2483 (651 amino acids)
Biological process (GO): GPI anchor biosynthetic process
Cellular component (GO): membrane; endoplasmic reticulum
Source: RefSeq, a predicted model, not a curated record